GCUCUUGGGACUUGCGGGGCUGCGCGCAGGAUUAGGGUGGGGGUACGGGAAGGCUCAACUCAGGACCUGCGCACCUUGCUUUGGGGGCGCACUGAGCACCUGCCGGGAGCAGGGGGCGCACCGGGAACCCGCAGGUUUCGCCAGUUGGGCGCACUGGGGAUCUGUGGACUGCGCCCGGGGGAUGGGCUAGGGGGACACGCGCAGGCUGUGGGCUUUACAGAAUGUGAUCGCGCGAGGGGGAGGGCGAAGCGUGGCGGGAGGGCGAGGCAAGGAAGGAGGGCGUGAGAAAGGAGGUGGCGGCGGCGCGGAGGAGGGUUAUCUAUACAUUUAAAAACGAGCCGCCUGCGCCGCGCCUGCGGAGACCGGGGAGAGUCCGGCCGCACGCGCGGGACACGAGCGUCCCACGCUCCCUGGCGCGUACGGCCCGCCACCACUAGGCCUCCUGUCCCCGGGCUCCAGACGAUCUAGGACACGUGCCCUGGGGAGUCUCCUGGCGGCACCGUGCCAGAAGCCCCCUUGGGGCGCCACCGUUUUCCCUUUCGCCUCGGGCUCUUCUGCCUGCACCUUCCUGCGGCGCACCGGGACCCCGAGCGGGCGGGUGGAUGCAGGCGCAAUGGACGGCGGCGCACUGCCCAGGUCCGCGCCCCCUGCGCCCCGCGUCCCUGUCAGCUGCGCUGCCCGGCGGAGACCCACGUCCCCGGAACUGUUGCGCUGCAGCCGGCGGCGGCGACCGGCCACCGCAGAGACCGGGGGCAGCGCAGCGGCCGUAGCGCGGCGCAAUGAGCGCGAGCGCAACCGCGUGAAGCUGGUGAACUUGGGCUUCCAGGCGCUGCGGCAGCACGUGCCGCACGGCGGCGCCAGCAAGAAGCUGAGCAAGGUGGAGACGCUGCGCUCGGCCGUGGAGUACAUCCGCGCGCUGCAGCGCCUGCUGGCCGAGCACGACGCCGUGCGCAACGCGCUGGCGGGAGGGCUGCGGCCGCCGGCUGUGCGGCCGUCUGCGCCCCGCGGGCAGCCUGGGACCACCGCGGUCGCCGCCUCGCCCUCCCGCGCUUCUUCGUCCCCGGGCCGCGGGGGCAGCUCGGAGCCCGGCUCCCCGCGUUCCGCCUACUCGUCGGACGACAGCGGCUGCGAGGGCGCGCUGAGUCCCGCGGAGCGCGAGCUGCUCGACUUCUCCAGCUGGUUAGGGGGCUACUGAGCGCCCUCGACCUAUGAGCAGGCAGUCGCGUGAGGACCAGCGCCUGCUCACCACUGGGUCCCUCCCAUGUGCAGGGCAGGCAGGUGCUCAGUGCCCCCUGGACGCAUGCCUGGGAGCCCCGCUCCUGCUCCCCAGAGGGAACAAACGACUGACCUGCUGACAGAGGCUGUGAGCCCACAUGGGUUGUCUGCAGACAUAAAGGGACAUCUCCUAUGAUGCUUCUGGAGAGGGCAAGGCUCCACAGCUGAGGGCUUUCUUUGGGCGACAAUCACGUGAAAUGCCAUGACCUUGUGCCAUCCCGUGGCAGAUGAUGCUCUCAGAAGGUGGUGCAGACCCUUCCCCCAUUAUGGUGUGGACACGCAGACAUGGGACCUCUCCCACCUCUUACAACUGGGGCAGGCUGACGACCACAGAAGAAGGGACGCCCUGCGACUCCCAGACCACAUCAUAAGAGGCCACGCAGCUUCCUCCUGGAGCUCUCGGGCAGCUGCCCUUGGAGCCUGGUUGCCAUACUGUGAGGAAGCCCAGGUGCCACCGAGGCGGCACAUGCAGAUGUGCAGCCAAUGACCCUGGCAGAGCCUGGCAAAGUCAGCGCCAGCCACCAGACCUGCCAGCAAGGAUGCUCUGAGCCGACUUCCGCUCCAGCUGUUGUCUGACUGCCCACGAGACACCCUGAGUGAGCACUGCCAAGCUGAACCCUGUCAACUCCAGAAUUGUGAAAGGCAGUCGUCCCACGACUUCCUGGUUUCAGUCACUGCUGUUGGGCAGUUGUGGGUGACCCUGAAGGGACGCUCUGAUUAGGGACAUCUGCCUGCCUGUGUGACCUGAGUCCCAGCCUCAGCUUUCUCAUGUGAAAAAUCAGGACAACAGUAGACCCUACCUUAUAAGGCAGCUGCAAGAGUGAAAUACAGUGGAAACUGCACACAAGACAGGGUGGCUGUUCGACACCCUCUUAGUUCUUAAAAUCUAAGGCCCAUGUCAAGUUUUACCAUCAUUUUGUCAUCAUGAUGAGAAAAGAAAUGAGACCAGCCUGACCAACACGGAGAAACCCCGUCUCUACUAAAAACACAA
This is a messenger RNA of Cercocebus atys (sooty mangabey), 2266 nucleotides long. It is a transcript of the gene ASCL2, whose product is annotated as achaete-scute family bHLH transcription factor 2. The record is from RefSeq and is a predicted model, not a curated record. Gene Ontology annotation, molecular function: protein dimerization activity; DNA-binding transcription factor activity, RNA polymerase II-specific; RNA polymerase II transcription regulatory region sequence-specific DNA binding. Gene Ontology annotation, biological process: regulation of neurogenesis; neuron differentiation; positive regulation of transcription by RNA polymerase II. Gene Ontology annotation, cellular component: RNA polymerase II transcription regulator complex. The coding region runs from base 614 to 1195 and encodes 193 amino acids. The transcript has 2 exons. Lineage: Eukaryota; Metazoa; Chordata; Mammalia; Primates; Cercopithecidae.